Messenger RNA from Acanthochromis polyacanthus (spiny chromis), 5281 nucleotides. RefSeq names its product beta-1,3-glucuronyltransferase 2 (glucuronosyltransferase S) (gene b3gat2). Lineage: Eukaryota; Metazoa; Chordata; Actinopteri; Pomacentridae. The record is from RefSeq and is a predicted model, not a curated record. The coding region runs from base 591 to 1505 and encodes 304 amino acids. Gene Ontology annotation, biological process: chondroitin sulfate proteoglycan biosynthetic process; carbohydrate metabolic process. The transcript has 4 exons. Gene Ontology annotation, cellular component: Golgi membrane. Gene Ontology annotation, molecular function: galactosylgalactosylxylosylprotein 3-beta-glucuronosyltransferase activity.
UAAUUCUCAGCGGACACUGAUGCACAACAAGGUCUUUCUCCCUCUCUCCCUCCUCAUCUCUCUGUCUCUCCAGGUUCUCUCCUCUAUCCCGUCUCCCCUCCUCUGCUCUGCACCUGCUCCUCCCCUCCUGCUUUAUUAUCCUCACACUCAGAGCACUGCUCCGUCCUCGCCAAGUGAUGCUCCUCGGCGGCGCACAUCGGUGGCUUUUCAGCGCCUGCUGCAGGGAAGACCGCUUCGGUUUGUUGUUCUCCUCCGGAAAACACGCACCUAAGGGCGGCUGAAUAUGGGAAUUUAACGGGGCUUGCGAGAGCGUAAACCGAAGGAGGGCAGGACGACGAAGAAGUACUCAAGUCCCAUCCGAGAGCAGCGCGGCAGGAGGAGGAGGGGGGCUCCGGGGAAACGGUCCCGCCGGGACGGGGGACGCAGCGGAUGGUUCAUAGUUUGGAAUGGACUCAAGUCUCUGGUUUGUGUUGUGUGGCUGUGCAGACUGAGGUUACGGGAUAUAAAGGAACGCUCUCGGAGUUGCGGUCGGUCGUCCCUGUCUGUUUGUGAUGGAGUGAGUGAGGGCGCACGGUAACUUCACACUCGCCAUGAAAUCAGUGUUUUUCAGCCGCUUCUUCAUCCUGCUGCCCUGGGUCCUGAUUGUCAUCAUCAUGAUCGAUAUCGACAGUAAAAGGACCAUACGGGCUCCAGUCGGUGGUCGGACCGGCAGGACGCAGCGGACGGCCAGAACCGGCGCACCGGGGGUCGGCGGCACCCAGAACCAGUCCGCCCUGCCGGUCAUCUACGCCAUCACUCCGACCUACACCCGUCCUGUGCAGAAAGCGGAGCUGACCCGGCUGGCCCACGCCUUCCGCCAGGUGCCCCGGUUCCACUGGAUCGUAGUGGAGGACUCGACGGCGCGCACGGAGCUGGUGGCGCGCUUCCUGGCCCGGUGCGGCGUCCCGUACACGCACCUGCAUGUGUUCACUCCCCGCAGGUUCAAGCGCGCCGGGAUGCCACGCGCCACCGAACAGAGGAAUGUGGCUCUCGCGUGGCUCCGGCAGCACCGGAGCAGGCGGGACACCGGGGUGGUUUUCUUCGCAGAUGACGACAACACGUACAGCCUGGAGCUGUUCGAAGAGAUGCGUAGCACUCGCGGUGUGUCUGUUUGGCCUGUAGGAUUUGUGGGUGGCCGAGCAUAUGAGCGCCCCCUGGUGUCUGGGGGCAAAGUUGUGGGCUGGUACACCGGCUGGAGACCGGACCGGCCCUUCGCCACCGACAUGGCAGGUUUUGCAGUGAAUCUCCAGGUGAUCCUGGCAAACCCGCGGGCGCAAUUCAAACGACGAGGCUCCCAGCCGGGCAUGCAGGAGUCUGACUUCCUCAAGCAGAUCACCAAGGUCACUGAGUUGGAGCCCAAAGCCAACAACUGCACACGGGUGCUGGUUUGGCACACUCGCACAGAGAAACCACACCUUGCAAAUGAGCCCAAACACCGAAAAGACACGGUGGUCAUCGAGGUGUGAUUGUGGCUGCCCAUCAUCCCUUGGCCGAGGCUAACGAUAGCACCCUGCUUUCUCUCCUUAUCGGGUUAAUACAAUCUGUUCACGAUGGAUACAGACUCUGAGGAGCUGCAUGAUUCAAGACUCCUGGCUGUCUGUCAAAUGUUGCUUUGUGAAAGCUGGACGGCACAGAAUAUGUUUGUUUUACAAACUGGGAUGACUAGGACUGUUGGCUCCCUCCAUCCACAGCUUGCUGAUGUAAAAAGUAAACUCUAAAUGUAAAAUAUCAUGUUGCUGAACGGAAAAGUACCAUGUGAGUCAUUUUGAAUCAUUAAUGUCAUUUUUAAUUAUUAAUACAUCACUGUCAAAUUAACUGUGGCACCGUGAUAUAACUACAAUAGAAAGAAGGCCAGAUAAUGGGUUCAUAUUUUAUGACUGUAAUGUUGAAGUGCUGACAUUUUCCCAAAAAUCAAAGGACAUUUUGUGAAACAUGGUUGUUUGCUUUCUAUUUAUGAGUGUGAUAAGCUUGAUACAAAUUUCAAACCUGUGAAUUAAGUAUGGAGCUGGUAUCAGUUGCAGUUAGCAUAAAGCUAGCUUUGUAUAGAGACUGGUAGAAGGGAGAAAUAAUGUUCAAACUGAAAAUAGCAUUUAAAAUAACUCAACACCCUGGAAGCUGUAGUGUUAACAUACAAGAUACAACAGUAGUGAGUACAUUCCUGUGCAAUAGCUAACUGUCAAAUGACUAAACUGUAUCAACUUACAAAGAUUUCGUUAUUUUUAAGUUGAACAAUGGAAAAUGUUCUCUUAUGAACAAUCAAAAAGAAAUACCUUAGAAAGACUAUUUUGAACAUACAGGCCCUAAAUCAGAAACUUAAUGCAACCAAAGUAAAUAAAUGUGUGAUCACUGACACACAAGUUAGAAAAUCUGUGAUCUCAACUACACUGAGUCCAAGUGUGAUUUCCAAUCAGCCUAAUUACUUGAAUAUGCUUAUAAAUUAACUGUGAACACAUCUUUGGAUCUAUGGACUGUGUCUCUCUGCAUGUCUGCUAAUGGCUCCAUUUUGAAAAGAAUUGGCAGAGGAAUUAAAAAUUUUGAUUGUGAGAUUUCACAAAAAGUAAAGAAUACUGGAGGGUCAGUGACCAACUAUAAGCCAGUGGAAACACAGUGGCUGCAGUAUUUACCACUAAUCAGAUCUGCAGUGGUUGUGAUCCUAUAAUGACUGCAUGGACAGUGCACUACUUUGGCAACCUAGCUCUGAAAAACAACAAGCAGCUGCUUCAGACUUGGCACAGGGGUUAUCAAUGGAAAUCAGUUUCUGUGAAGCUCUGGAAGAGUGAAGGACAGUUCAUAACAUCAACCUCUGUGGAAGGUGUCCAAGAAAAACACCCUUGCUUGCUCUUCAGAACAAAAUUGCAAGAUCAAACUUUGAAGAACGUGAAAAGAAGCCUGAUGAAUAUUGCAAACCCCCAUUCUUUGGUCAGAUGAGACCAAGAUAAAUUUGUUCAAUGAGAUGAGAUCCAGCAUGUUUGGCAAGACUGCCACGGUGAAUGCAUGGAACUGACAUGAAGCACGGAGGUGGAAGUGUGACGAUAUGGGGCUGCAUGAGAGCAAAAGGUGUUGGGGAGAUUUAGACAGUACCAUGAAUGUCUGUGGAUACACCAAAAUACUGAGUGACAACAUGACUCCCAGUCUACACAGGCUUGACAGAAGAGGAAUAUUCCACCAUAAAAACCAUCGAAAGCACACUGCCAAAAUAACAUGAGUUUCUAAAGAAGAAAAAAAGGACAAACUAUGACCUGAGCAAGUGUGAUGGCUGACUUGAAUACAAUAGACACUUUUGGGGUAUUUUAAAGAGAAAAUAGAUCAACACAACCCCAUCCACAAACAGCAGCUGAACCAACAUGGUCUCUAAAAAUGACAGAAUAUCCCUCCAGAUAUUUAGUAUCCUCUAUGCUUCGGAGGAUUGAGUCUGUUAUCAAAAAUAAAGAGAGAAAUUUGAUGUAUUGAAACAAUAAAAGAUCUGAAUCUCUGUAAUGAAAGGUGUGCUGACUUCUGUUGCAUUGAGUUCCUGCUAUGGAGUCUGUAGUUCUAAUAUAGAAAAUCUAAACAAUCAGUUUUUAGUUUUACAUGGGAGGAAACACUCAGUGCUCAACUUAAAAUCGAGCCAGAUAUUGAGGUGAUUAAAUUUAGAAUCAUUUGACUUCACUUUUGUUCUUUACCGUAUUUUAUCUCAUGUAAUCAGAAGUGACAAAAAUACAUUUUUAGUUUAAAGACAUGGUUAGUUACUGUUUUUGCCACAUAAUUUGGAACAGAAAUACUGCAAAUACCUCAGCAUGCUAGGUACAAUACAAUAUGUUUCUAAGCUUUAAAAGUGUUCAGAGAUGCAUUUUUCUUUUUACUUUAGAAGAAACCAAGCGAGCUGUUCUCCUGUUCGUGCAGUCUUUAUGCUAAGCGAGGCUAACAGUACUGUAAUUCCAGGUCCAUACUUAAAAGACAUCGUUUUCUCAAAAAGCUCUUGGAGAGAAGACGAGUUAAGUAUUUCCUAAAUCACUGAAUAAUUAUCGCUGUUCCUCCAACUCCACACAGCUUUCACUACGGAAAUUAACAAUGCACAAGGGGUUUUACUUAUUUAUUUUUCACCUUUUAUUAAUUAGUUUUAGCUCAGGUUGUUCUAGAAGAACAACAUCCUUUUCAUUCCUGCACACAGCUUCAUACCGAUAAAAUGCCAGACAGUGAGAGAAACAUCCAGCUCUGGUCUUCUUUGCUUCAGUGAUUCACAUGAAUGUCUCACAGUUAAUGCUGUAAUGGUUUAUUGAUGCUUAAAUGCUAUUUCAUUUUCCUUUGAUCCACCUGAUCAUCUGUAUAUCUUAUGAAGUGGAGCGACCUUUGGCGUCCUCUCAUUCUGUAUGUAUGUGAAGUAUGUUGCGUGAAGUGGCCCACAUCACGCAACAAAUAACAUGAUUCCUGACAAGCUGCCAUCAAUAAUGUAGAGUCUGUGAGUCGACAAAGAAAACGCACCUGCCAGCCAGGGAAUGAAAAGUCCGUAAACAGCACAUCAUAGAGGCUGUGACUUUCACAGCUCCACUGUGUGAAGAACCCUUUUCUUCAGCAGUAUUGUCCUGAGCACUGAAAUGGUGUGAAGGGAGUGAGUGUGUGAUGGGUUUGAUGUACACACAGGAGAAAAAAAACAGGAUGAAAUCCAGGAUUCAACAGCCUUUAUUCCAAAUGACCCUCCUGUAAACAGGAACAGAAAAAAGGAGCAAACAAACAAAUUUCUCCAAAGAUAAAACAGUACUUUCAGAGUAGUCAUUGGAAGAAGAUGAACACAGAAAAACUCCUGUAUAUUUACGGUUUUAAUGCACAAAACCACUUUGUUUCUCUGUACUAGGCACCAGAAAAUGUAAACACACUGGAAAUAAACCUGGAGGACAUCGUGGAUUUAUUGAGUAUUUUUACGUGUCGCUCACACACAGAGUGCUACAGUUAUUGCAUGGCAGAGGGACCCUGUGUAUAUGGACAUGAAUCUCUGCUUCGGCGCUCGGCAGUGUGGUCUGUGUGCAUAUGAGUGUGUAUGUGUGUUUUGCUUGUCUGUUCUUACAAGGGCUGGACAGUGAUGAUGGGACCCAUCCAGGGUUUUCAUACAGGUCCCCUUCCUUCAGCACUGUCCAGUCCUCUUCGUCGUCCUGCCAGUCUAGCCCUCUGAUUGGUCGUCCAGGUUUAUUUGCUGUAGAGUAACUGUGCUUCUCUUGUACUGCACACAACAAAACACCACAAUAAAGAUGGCGGAUGGCAGAACAUA